CUUCACUUGUUGCGUCUGCUGAUAUUGUUACGCGGGGGGCGUGAGUGUAGUGCGGGGGAACGUCGCUUACUCAAAUUCUACUUUUGAGUAGCAAUAAUUAUCACUGCCUCUCUUCCCGGAGGCUUGGUUAGCAUUACUCAUGCGGAAACAUGCAGGCUUCAAUUCUGAUCCCCGCACCAUGUCCGAAUCGGUUAUAGUUAGUGUUCCGGACACCAAACAGCUGAUCGACCAGGAUGACAGUGGAGAUGAGGUUCAGAAUCAGGAUCAACUCGAUGCAUCUUCCUCAAUACCGGUGGCUAUUCCUAAGAACAGUUCUUGGUCCCUUACUCAGUCAUGUUCGUGUCCUGCACAAACGCAUUUCGCGUCUUGUGGAAGAAACACGGAUGGAGUCUAUGGGUCUCUUCCGUCUACCUCUAUUCCAGACCCCGGUCGUGAAGGGAAAAGUAUAAUUUACUGUGUUCACGGAAAGCCCAGUGGUUGUUGUCUAGUUACCAAAGCAGAGGUUGUGGAGAGCACAACAUUUGGUGUACCUUUGAUUGAACACUGUCAUAGAGGUAAGCGGAAAGAAGUUGACAUCAAAGCUAGGAGACAACUUAUCAUCGCCACAGUUCUUUGCACUCUCUUCAUGAUAGCUGAAAUUGUUGGUGGAAUCUUGUCACACAGCUUGGCUAUUGCAACUGAUGCUGCACAUUUACUAACUGAUAUAACAUCAUUUUGUAUAUCUCUUUUUUCACUAUGGGUUGCAAAUCGCCCAUCAACCCGCAAAAUGAAUUUUGGGUGGUAUCGAGCUGAGGUCAUUGGUGCCCUUACAUCUGUGUUGCUUAUAUGGGUAGUGACUGGAAUCUUAGUUUACAUGGCCAUUUUAAGAAUUGUAAACAAAGACUUUGAAAUUGAUGCAACAGUAAUGCUUAUAUCAUCAGCUCUUGGUGUUGUAGUGAAUUUAAUCAUGGGUAUUGCUCUGCAUCCUGCCCAUGGACAUAGUCAUUCUGGAUCUGGUGCUCACAGUCCACGACACAGUCAUGGUUCCAAUCUUACUGUGGAGAGUGAAGGUUCCAUGCCUCAAGCUUCUCAAUGUAGGAAGCAGAAUCUUAAUGUUCGAGCAGCCUUUAUUCAUGUUAUUGGUGACUUCAUUCAAAGUAUUGGUGUACUGAUUGCUGCCCUCAUCAUAUAUUUCAAGCCAAAUUGGAUAAUAGUUGACCCCAUCUGUACAUUUAUCUUUUCUGGUUUGGUGCUCAUUACAACAAUAGCAAUUAUCCGUGAUACUAUUGUUGUUUUAAUGGAAGGUAUUCCGAGAGACGUUGACUUCAAUGCAGUUCUUGACACUUUUAUGAAAAUUGAUGGUGUGGUUAGGGUCCAUAAUCUUCGUAUUUGGGCUUUAAGUCUUGAAAAAACUGCUCUCUCAGCUCAUCUAGCAAUCCGUCCAGGAGUUCAUCCGAAUACAGUGCUGAAGACUGCCACACAAAACAUUCAUGCCAAUUUUAAUUUCUUUGAACUCACUUUGCAAAUUGAGGAAUUCCACCCAAAUAUGGAGAACUGCGAAGAAUGUCAUGAUCUCAGUGACCAGUAAUGUUUUAAAUAGAUUUCUAUUUUUAAGUAGGGAGUUGGCCUUGGGACUGUCUUGUAACUACUGAAUGCUCAGUGAGUGGUAUAUUUUUCUAAGUAGUAGUAUGGUAGAGUGAUGGUAGAGCUUGUACCAUGAUAUGUAAAACAUAUUUAAUGAUGCUCUUCGGGAUCUCAAGAUGUGCUUCUUAAUAAACAAUAUAGAUACACAUCCUGUUAAAAAAAUUGCAUAUUGUGUAGUAUAUUUACUUUUAUAUUUUUUCUAAUUAUUUCUUCUGCGACAAAGCAUUUAAUGCCCAGAGUGGAUAUUAUUCAACACAAAGUAAGAACGGGCUGUGAUCAUUGUUUCUACCAUAAGGUUUGCUCAAAAUGACAACAAUUUUUAUCUAACUAUUCUACUUUUAAAAACAAUUUUGUCACAUUUUUUUUAUUUUUUGCUUAUUCACUAUUUACCCUCUGUAUUGAAAUUUGUUUGAAAUGCUUGUUAAGUGCAUAAUAUUUUUCAUUGGUAAAGUAUCGUUAUUUAUGCAAUAAAACUAAAUAGUCAACCAUAA
Molecule: messenger RNA, 2114 nt
Organism: Frankliniella occidentalis (western flower thrips)
Lineage: Eukaryota; Metazoa; Arthropoda; Insecta; Thysanoptera; Thripidae
Product: zinc transporter 2
Exons: 9
Coding region: 140-1567 (475 amino acids)
Biological process (GO): zinc ion transmembrane transport; response to zinc ion
Cellular component (GO): plasma membrane
Molecular function (GO): zinc ion transmembrane transporter activity
Source: RefSeq, a predicted model, not a curated record